Messenger RNA from Tuber melanosporum (Perigord truffle), 1514 nucleotides. RefSeq lists its product as uncharacterized. The record is from RefSeq and is a predicted model, not a curated record. The coding region runs from base 53 to 1447 and encodes 464 amino acids. Gene Ontology annotation, biological process: snRNA pseudouridine synthesis; box H/ACA sno(s)RNA 3'-end processing; rRNA pseudouridine synthesis. NCBI's taxonomy places the organism in Eukaryota, Fungi, Ascomycota, Pezizomycetes, Pezizales, Tuberaceae. The transcript is spliced from 7 exons. Gene Ontology annotation, molecular function: pseudouridine synthase activity; RNA binding. Gene Ontology annotation, cellular component: box H/ACA snoRNP complex.
CGUCCCUCUAUAGCACACCCUUUAGUACGAAAGCUCGCCAUCACCAAUUGCAAUGGCUCUCGUACAUAAACAAGAAAAUGAGGAUUUCUCGAUCAAGCCGGAGGCUAAGACUCCGACCAUCGACUCGUCUCAAUGGCCGCUUCUUCUGAAGAACUAUGAGAAACUCCAUGUCCGUACCGGACAUUACACACCAAUACCUAACGGGUGUACCCCUCUGAAGCGUGAGCUGAAGAGUUAUAUUAGCAGUGGUGUUAUCAACCUCGAUAAGCCGAGUAACCCAAGUUCGCACGAAGUUGUCGCUUGGGUCAAAAGAAUUCUCAGAUGCGAAAAGACCGGACAUAGCGGCACCCUUGAUCCUAAGGUCACUGGAUGUCUCAUUGUCUGUAUCGACCGUGCAACGCGUUUGGUCAAGUCCCAACAAGGCGCCGGAAAGGAAUACGUUUGCGUUCUACGCUUGCACGACAAAAUCGAGGGUCGUGCUCAACUUGCCCGAGCGCUUGAAACCUUGACUGGCGCACUUUUCCAACGCCCUCCAUUGAUUUCUGCUGUCAAGCGUCAGCUCCGUAUCCGUACCGUCCACGAAUCCAAACUGUUAGAGUUUGAUAACGAUAGGCACCUCGCCGUUUUCUGGGUGAGUUGUGAAGCGGGAACAUACAUCCGAACAUUAUGCGUUCACUUGGGCCUGUUGUUGGGUGUUGGUGCUCAUAUGCAGGAGCUGCGAAGAGUUAGAUCUGGAGCAUUAAGUGAAAAUGAUAAUAUUGUCACUCUCCACGAUGUCCUUGAUGCUCAGUGGCUUGCCGACAACUCUCGUGAUGAGACCUAUCUUCGCCGAGUUAUCCGCCCCUUAGAAUCUCUCUUAACUACCUACAAGCGCAUUGUUGUGAAGGACAGUGCAGUGAACGCUGUUUGCUACGGCGCUAAACUCAUGAUCCCUGGACUGCUUCGUUAUGAGGCCGGAAUUGAAGUCAAUGAAGAGGUCGUCUUGAUGACUACUAAGGGCGAGGCUAUUGCGCUCGGUAUCGCUCAAAUGUCUACUGUCGAGCUCUCCACUUGUGAUCAUGGUGUUGUCGCAAAGGUUAAGCGUUGCAUCAUGGAGCGCGAUCUCUAUCCCCGCAGGUGGGGGUUGGGUCCAACAGCGGUCGAAAAGAAAAAGAUGAAGUCUGAAGGCAAACUCGAUAAGUAUGGACGUUCGAACGAGGCUACCCCCGGUGAAUGGACGAAGAAGUACACCGAUUAUAACGCCCCAGCCGGCGGCACGGAGCAAUCUGGUUCCACAAAAAUUACCGAAGAUGUCGCAACUGCUCCUCCCGUACCUCCGUUCGGCGCUCCCGAUGUUGAGAUGACUACUCCAGCUAAACCAGAGUCUGUGGGUGAGAAGAAGCGAAUAGUAAUAUUAAUCCUAAUCUCUUCACUCUUCCCCUUUGCGGAGGCAAAAUGUGUAAACUAGUGUCUUUUCGGUUCUACUUGUUUAUUCCCUUCCCGACUGUACGUGUCACAUCAUGGCCAUCAUCACC